ACCGACAGCUACAGGAAAGGAGCCAUAGAGACGCUGAAUGCUGCAUGUUAUUUCCUUACUUCCCUGGCUAGCAAAAAGGCCCCUUGUUUUGGACAGCCUCAUCAGACAGUGCGCGUUUCUGCUCUUCUUUGCAGUCGAAGAUUCUGUUCCCUGUAAAAUGGAAAGAAAAUGUGCUUCUACUAGCAGUGUGUGACUGGAGUUAACCGAGAGAAAUGCAUCCUCCUUCAUCUACACAUGCAUAAGAAUUGACUGGAUCCACUCCCCAACAUGCUGUUGGCCAGAUUUAAUUCAGGCACAAACUGGCACCCUUGUUCUUUCUGCUGUGGGCUUCUCCGUGCUGAGAAGAAGCAAUGGCAUGUGCCUAGUAGAACUUGUUCUCAAGCAAACAAGCCCGAGCCAGAGAACCAGCUGAGGAAAAUGGACCGUCUGAAAAACAAGGCUGAGAAAGAGAAGCGGCAACGGGAGAGGCUGGAGUCCAUCGAAGCUGGGCUGGCUGCUGGGCUGAAGAAGGCGCCUUGGAGCGAAGGCACGGGUCAGGCCUUGAAAAACAUGGUUCUAUACAAGAUUCCCACUGUAGCUGGACAAAAGAAAGAUACCUCAGGACCACUGCCCACCUCCUAUAGCCCACAUUAUGUUGAAUCUGCUUGGUACGCUUGGUGGGUGAAAGAAGGAUUUUUCAAGCCAGAGUAUCAGCAUCAGUUGCCCCAUCAGAAGCCAGAAACAUUUUCCCUCUCCAUCCCCCCACCUAACGUCACGGGGUCCUUGCACCUGGGGCAUGCCUUGACUGUGGCGAUUGAAGAUGCUUUGGUACGGUGGAAGCGGAUGCAAGGCUAUAAGGUUCUAUGGGUACCAGGCUCAGAUCAUGCUGGAAUUGCCACUCAGGCUGUGGUGGAAAGAAAGAUCUGGAAGGAACAGGGAGCCUUGCGACAAGACUUCACACGAGAUGAAUUCCUGCAGGAAGUCUGGAAUUGGAAAGAGGAAAAAGGAAAUGAAAUAUUUCAGCAGCUGAAGGUGAUGGGAGCAUCGCUGGAUUGGGACAGAGUCUGUUUUACCAUGGACUCUGGCUUCUCCCAAGCUGUGACUGAGGCCUUCGUGCAACUGUACGAGCAAGGCAUGCUGUAUCGGGAGAGGCGCUUAGUGAAUUGGUCAUGCGCCUUGCGAUCAGCCAUUUCGGACAUUGAAGUGGAAAACAGGCAGCUGCAGGGACGGACAGAGCUCUCGGUGCCUGGAUUCCAGGGCAAGGUGCCAUUUGGAGUCUUGGUGACAUUUGCCUACGAAGUAGAAGGAGAAGCAGGGAGGAUAGGUGAGGAAUUGCCUGUGGCCACAACCCGCCCAGAGACCAUGUUGGGAGAUGUGGCUGUUGCUGUUCAUCCAGAUGACCCACGGUAUACACACCUGCAUGGCAAGAGGCUUUGCCAUCCAUUCACCGGACGUCUCCUUCCUAUCAUUACUGACCCCAUGGUGGAGCAGGAUGUGGGCACGGGGGCUGUGAAAGUGACCCCAGCACACAGCCAUGCUGACUACGAACUAGGCCGUAGGCACAGCCUGCCUUUCGUGUCUGUCAUUGCAGAGGACGGUACUAUGACAGCAGAGUGUGGGGAAUGGCUUCAGGGGCUGAAUAGAUUCUUGGCCAGAGAGAAGGUGUUGGCUGCCUUGAAGGAGAGAGGCCUCUAUCGGGGUACAAAGGAGCAUCCUAUGGUCCUCCCUCUUUGCAGCCGCUCCAGGGAUGUGAUUGAAAACCUCUUGAAGAACCAGUGGUUUGUCCAGUGUGAAGAAAUGGCUCGCUGGGCUUUGGAGGCUGUGGAAUCUGGAUACUUGAAGUUCACUCCUAAAUUCCAUGAGAAAAACUGGAGGACUUGGCUCUUGAAUACCAGUGACUGGUGUAUUUCUCGCCAGCUAUGGUGGGGCCAUCAGAUUCCAGCCUAUCGGGUUACGCUUUCUGGGUCGCCUGACCUAGGAGAGGAGAAUGAUGGAUUAUGGGUAGUGGGCAGGACAGAAGCGGAAGCUCGGAGAAAAGCAGCAGCCAUGCUGCAAAAAUCGGAAGAGGAUCUCAAGCUUGUGAGAGAUGCUGAUGUCUUAGACACUUGGUUUUCCUCUGGUCUCUUUCCUUUUGCCGCAUUGGGUUGGCCACAGAAGACAGGAGACUUCCAGCAGUUCUAUCCCAAUAGCCUGUUGGAGACAGGAAGUGACCUUCUCUUCUUCUGGGUGGCCCGGAUGGUGAUGCUUGGCAAACAGUUAACUGGAGAAUUACCUUUCUCUCAGGUUUUCCUUCACUCGAUGGUCCGUGAUGCUCAUGGCCGGAAGAUGAGUAAAUCUCUUGGGAACGUCAUUGACCCCCUUGAUGUUAUUCAUGGGGUUUCCCUGCAGGUUCUACAGGAGAAGCUUCAAAAAAGCAGCUUAGAUCCUAGAGAGGUUGCCAUUGCUAUGGAAGGCCAGCGGCGAGAUUUCCCUCAAGGGAUUCCAGCAUGUGGCACUGAUGCUCUAAGGUUUGCCCUCUGCUCUUAUUGUGCUCAAGGUGACAGCAUUAACCUGGAUGUGGCUGCCGUAGAGAAUGCCAGUCGUUUCUGCAACAAAGUUUGGAAUGCCCUGAAGUUCACCUUGGCAGCUCUGGGGGAAGGGUUUACCCCAGUAGAUCCAGAGGAGGUUUACCCCAGCUCCCCCAUGGACCGGUGGAUCCUCAGCCGUCUCUAUCACACAGCAGAAGAUUGUGCCCGGAAGUUUGAGGAGUUUGAGCUGCACUCUGUCACUUCUUCAAUUCACCUUUUCUGGCUGUGUGAUUUCUGUGAUGUCUACUUGGAAUCAAUCAAACCUAUACUGAGAAAUCGGGAUCCAGAUCGGCUCCUCUCCACUCGUCAGACCUUGUACAGCUGUGUGGAUCUGGCCCUGCGUCUCCUCUCUCCCUUCAUGCCUUUCGUGACUGAGGAGCUGUGGCAGCGGCUUCCCAGGAUGGACUCCCGUUCUCCUCUCAGCAUCUGUGUGGCCAGAUACCCAACCACUGAACACCUGACCCACUGGCAUAAUCCUGAAGAAGAGGCAAACUUUCUGUUAGUACAGGACAUCAUCAAAACAGUACGCAGCCUGAGGGCAACAUACCAGCUUACCAAAGUUCGGCCUACAGUGUACCUGGUUUGCCCAGAGCUAGUUCCUCGUGGAGUGUAUGAGAAGUAUCGGGAACCACUGCAGACUCUCUCCUUGGCUGGCUCUCUGAGACUCCUCCCAGAUUCUGAAGGGACAGAGCCACCUGCAGGCUGUGUGGCUGUGAAGGCAAAUAGUCAUGCCGACAUCUUUGUGGAUCUGGAGGGGCUGGUUGAUCCCCAAAAGGAGCUCCUCAAACUGAUGCCUCGGCAACAGAAACUGGAACGACAACUUGCAGGCCUCACAGUGCAGGCUCAGGGGACCAGAUAUCAGGAGCAGGUCUCCCCAAAAGCCAAAUCGUAUCACCAGCAAAAGAUUUCCUUGCUCCAUUCAGAGCUGAAGCGGACAGAACAGGCCAUAGCAACCUUCCAGAAGAUGGCUGUAAGGCAAGGAUUGUCUCCUGAUAGAACUGAGUAAAGAGAGCUGGUAGAGCUAACUCUAUACCAGGCAGCUGGAUUGACUGCAAGGCCCAGGAAGCUGAGUGCUGGGGGCAGAUGUUGGGAGGUCUGUGAGGUUCUGAGACAUCAUUCUAUGAUGGAGCGGUCCGCACCGUGACUUGAUUUUGGACACUAGGAACAAUUCACCAGCUGAAUAGAAGUAUUAGGGGGCUGAUGGGCAUCAUGAGGCAUAGCGCACCCAUAGAAGAAAUGUUUUUUUCUUGAACAGUGCUCAGUGCUGACCUUUAUUGCUGCAGGAUUUGUGGACCAUUACAAUACAUAGUAUCCUCAUGUGGCCACCAAGAGACACUCUUGUCCCACAGCAUAGCCACACACCAUUCACACUUGGAUGCUAUGCACCAUUUCACAUGUUCAAAAUUUUGUCAGUCUUCAGGCAGUCUUCGCUGACUGUCCUCGGGGAAGCACUCAUAUGGCAAGCAUAUUCUGUGACCCUUACUGCUCACAGGAACAUCCGCAAGUAUCUGCAAAUAAUUUGCAUAAUCACAGAGGCUGGAGAUAUGCUGCUGUGGUUGUGGAAAGAGCUGCUGGGAAACAACAGCUGUAUCUGUGCCUGCCCAGUUUUUCAUGUGCCGUUAUCGAUGUCCGUGCACUAUAGGGACUGUCAAUCACAUCAUUUGGAGGACCCUGGAAUGUCUGAACUGGCCUUAUGAUGACUAGUCACUCCAUCCAUUAAUAAAAAGAAAAGGGCCACGGUGGUUGAGCUUGUUACUCUAACCAGCAACAGAAACUGCUUUUUAUUAUUUGAGGUCGAGGGCAGAGUACAUCUCUGCUGACAACAUGAACUCUGUAGACUUGAAAGACUUGUAUGCCAGAGAUCCAGCUGUAAAAUAAUGUUGUUUGAAAUUUAAUCCUCUAUUAAAAGACUUGGUAAGCAAA
Messenger RNA from Hemicordylus capensis (graceful crag lizard), 4469 nucleotides. It is a transcript of the gene VARS2, whose product is annotated as valyl-tRNA synthetase 2, mitochondrial. The transcript has 30 exons. Gene Ontology annotation, cellular component: cytosol. The record is from RefSeq and is a predicted model, not a curated record. Gene Ontology annotation, molecular function: aminoacyl-tRNA deacylase activity; ATP binding; valine-tRNA ligase activity. Bases 268 to 3552 code for a protein of 1094 amino acids. Gene Ontology annotation, biological process: valyl-tRNA aminoacylation. NCBI's taxonomy places the organism in Eukaryota, Metazoa, Chordata, Lepidosauria, Squamata, Cordylidae.